Messenger RNA from Colossoma macropomum (tambaqui), 5851 nucleotides. It is a transcript of the gene adam17b, whose product is annotated as ADAM metallopeptidase domain 17b. The record is from RefSeq and is a predicted model, not a curated record. The transcript is spliced from 19 exons. Bases 581 to 3091 code for a protein of 836 amino acids. Gene Ontology annotation, biological process: Notch signaling pathway; membrane protein ectodomain proteolysis. Gene Ontology annotation, cellular component: plasma membrane. NCBI's taxonomy places the organism in Eukaryota, Metazoa, Chordata, Actinopteri, Characiformes, Serrasalmidae. Gene Ontology annotation, molecular function: metalloendopeptidase activity.
UUAUGUAACCCACAGGACACAUUAAAGUGAGGAGCUGUGUAGAGGUCAGUUCAGUGUCUGUUAACUGCUACUACUAUUCCUUUUGGCACGUCAAGUUUAAUCGAGCUCCACACUGUGAAUAAAUGUAGCAAGUUGGCUUCUUAUUCGAAUUUUCCGUUCCACCUUGAAUGGCUGAGGCGCCGGAAUGUAUCAGCUGCACCAUUUAAGGUGGAACGGAGAAUUCGAAUAAGAAGCUUCAGCUUCAGCCUCGUGUGAAAGUAAGCAGUGCUGUGCUCCGGCCUGUGCACAGCGACUACAAAUGGAGAUUUUUUUCUGCUUCAUAACUCUACAGUACUUCCGGGUGUCUGGCUGGUGUUUGGGUCUUUUCCCACACACUCCUCAGCUCUCUGGUCCUCACCGCUCUCGGAACAGCCGUACGGUGUUUCUUUCACUGUAAAUAUUAACGUUUCCACCACUUCUGUUCUGUCGGCCAUGUCCAGAUGUUGGUCCCGGCCACGCUGCUAAUCCGUCCGAUAAUGUUUAGCUGCUGCUGCUGCUCUGCUAAAGCGGGUUACAUCGACUCAGAUUUACUUUCAUCGCCAUGAAACGCAUCGCUUUACUUCUGCUUUCUUUCCUCCUGACGGAGUGCUCGGAGAGACCUCUGCGGGGAUAUGGAGAAUAUGAUCACCUCAGCUCGAUGCUGGCAGACUUUGAUGUGCUGAACUUGUCCAAUCUGCAGCAGCACUCUGUCCGUAAGCGAGAUGUGCAGACGCACACACAUGCAGAGAGGCUGCUCAGCUUCACUGCCUUACAGAGGCACUUCAGGCUGUACCUGGCGACCAACACCGAACUUUUCACAGACGACUUCAGUGCUGUGGUGGUGGGGCAAGACGGCACACAGGAGGCUUAUGAGGUCCACAGAGAGAACUUCUUCACCGGCCAUGUCAUUGGGGAAGAGAACUCUCGCGUGCAGGCUCACAUUGAUGACAAUGACUUCACUGCCCACAUCCUGACUGAUGAAGCUGAGUACAAUAUAGAGCCUCUGUGGAGGUUCACUGAGGGUUCGCCAGAUGACCGUUUGCUGGUGUACCGCUCAGAGGACAUCAGGAAUGUGAGUCGGCUUUCCGCUCCUAAAGUGUGUGGUUAUGUCAGUGCUGAGGCGACUCAGCUCCUGCCUGACGGCGUGCGUACGGCCACAGCAGAGGAGGAACACGAGGAAGAAGAGGAGCACCUGAGAGGAAAGAGGCAGGCAGUAGACCACAGUAAGAACACCUGCCCGCUGCUGCUGGUGGCUGACUAUCGCUUCUUCAGACACAUGGGCCGCAGAGAGGAGAGCACCACCAUAAACUACCUGAUUGAGCUGAUUGACCGAGUGGAUGACAUUUACAGAAACACGUCUUGGGAUGAGGAAUUUAAGGGAUAUGGUGUUCAGAUCCAGCAGAUUAUUAUUAACAAAAUCCCCACGAAAGUGGAUCCAGGAAAGGCCCACUUCAACAUGAAGGGGAGUCCAGUGAAAAACAAAGAUGUGUGGGAUGUGAAAAAACUGCUGGAGCAAUUCAGCAUUGACAUUGCUGCCAAUGCCUCCAAAGUGUGUCUGGCUCAUCUGUUUACCUAUCAGGACUUUGAUGAGGGCACUCUGGGACUUGCAUAUGUUGCUCCAGCUAAAGAUGGAGCCCCUGGGGGCCUCUGCUCUAAGGAGUGCCCUCAGUCAUCAAGUGACCAUCAGGCCAUUUACUUGAACACAGGCUUAACCAGCACUAAGAAUUAUGGGAAAACUAUUCUGACUAAGGAAGCCGAUUUAGUAACCACUCAUGAGCUCGGACAUAACUUUGGGGCUGUACAUGAUCCAGAUGACGUUCCUUACUGCGCCCCCAGUGAGGACCAGGGGGGCAAAUAUGUCAUGUACCCCAUUGCUGUGAGUGGAGACCACACCAAUAACAAGCUAUUUUCCAACUGCAGUAAGAUCUCCAUAGUGAAAAGGCUGAGGCACAAGGGCCCGUCCUGUUUUAAGGAGAGGAACAGUAAGGUGUGUGGAAAUUCGCGGGUGGAGGAGGGCGAGGAGUGUGAUCCCGGUCUGCUCCACCUCAGCACUGACCCGUGCUGCAUGGCCAACUGCAAGCUGCGACCAGACAAGCAGUGCAGUGACAGGAACAGUGCCUGCUGCAAAAACUGCAUGUAUGAGAAGGAGGGGAAGCAGUGCCAGGAGCAGAUCAACGCUACCUGUAAAGGCGUGUCCCACUGCACAGGUAAAAGCAGUGAAUGCCCUCCUCCAGAGAGCCUUCCUGAUAAGACCACCUGUGUGGACAGUGGCCAGUGUCUGAACGGAGAGUGCAUACCAUUCUGCGAGGCUUUUCUGGGCCUGCAGUCGUGUGCUUGCAAUGAGACAAAUAACUCGUGUAAAGUGUGCUGCCGCAAUGGGACGGGUGCAUGCUCUCCGCACCAGGACAAGGGGGGUAACUUCCUCUACCUGCGCAAAGGCAAACCCUGCACAGUGGGCUUCUGUGAUGGAAGCGGUAAAUGCAUGAAGCAGGUGCAGGAUGUCAUUGAGAGGUUGUGGGAUUUCAUUGACAAGUUGAACAUCAACACUUUCGGAAAGUUCCUGGCUGAUAACAUAGUGGGCUCAGUGGUGGCCUUCUCAUUGCUCUUCUGGAUCCCUCUCAGUAUUCUAGUGCACUGUGUGGAUAAGAAGCUCGACCAGCAGUAUGAAUUAAACACCAGAUCACUCUUUUACCCCAGUAAUGCAGAGAUGCUGAGCAGUCUUGAGUCGGCCUCUGUUCGCAUCUUCAAGCCACCCUCUGCCUCGGCUCUCUCCGCUGCCCCGCGUUUCCAGACCGCCGGGCCACUGCAGACCAGCACCCCUCCUGUCCAACUGCCCGCGACCAGUGUGACCCCUACAGCCCCAAGCCUAUUGCCCAGCAUGGAGCCUUCACGCAUGGCCACCAUCCAGGAGGACCCCAGCUAUGACUCUCACCUGGACGAGCAGGCACUGGCGGAGGAAUUCCCCAACCCAGGCUCUGCCCCCCGCUCCUUUGAGGACCUGACCGACAGCCCAGAAAAAGCCUUGUCUUUUAGGAUGAAGAGACACAGGAGCAGCAAAGAGACAGAGUGCUGAAUUUGUGUGUGUGUUAGAUUAAAAUUUUGGCAAAAAAAAAAUCAAAUUUACACAAUUUUCCCCUUACACUACAUGUAAGUCUUCAGUUUUGAACUAGAGCUAAUAUAGCUCACAAAUAAUGUAGGCAAAUAGAAUUGUGUAAACUGCACACCUAAAUGAUCUCCCAACCCAUGUGGUAUAAAAAUUGGCAAAAGUACAUCACCUAGCUACAACCAGCAGCCAUGUGGAAGCCUGAAGCCUUUCUGUCUACUUAUCUUGGCUGACUGCAUUAGAGAUAAGGGGAAAUUGUGUAAAUUUGAUUAAGAUCGGUGAGUCAACAAUAGAAAGAAUGAGUGCAAGUGACAGCAUGAAUGCUGGUGGAGAAACAGAAUAGGCAGUGCUUGCAUAAGUGAAGUGUGGGCUGGCGGUUAUGUAAGGGCGUUACAAUCUAUAGUAUUCAGAAGGCAGUAUGCUUUAGAUAAUCUGAAAUUCCAUAUAGUAUGAACAUAGAGUUUAAUGCUCAUGUUUAUGUAAUGCUCAGUUUAAUGCUAAGAAUGUAAGGACUACAGGAUUGCUAUAUAACUACAUGUUGACUCUGAAUCUUUUUUCAAGUGGGAUAUUAACUACGCACACUGGGUUGUACCAGAUCUAUGCACAUACGACCAGCUUUAUUGUUAAACGCUAAUAAAGCAAACAGAAGUUUACAAGCCUGUUUAGUUAUAGGAGUCCUAACAGGCAUCCAGUACAGGGAAGCAUGUACUGUGUAAUAUGGCUCUGCUUGAAACAGCCUACUUUAUACUGCUCACGUACUUACUGUACCCCUAGUAGUAAAUAGUAUGCAGUAUGCGACCAACAUGAAUUUAUCUGUUAUGCCAAAGAUACCAGGAUGUUGUACUACUCUGGCCAAAUAUUUCAGCAUGCGGCCAGAGCGAUCUUUGUGAUCUACUGCAUCCCAAAAUGCAACAUAUUCAUUUCAAGAGGACGUAACCACUGAUGGUCAUGUGACCCUGUAGUACAGUACACUGUACAUGAUGUUAAACGUCACAUACUGGAUACUAUACUGUACACUACAAUACAGUAUAUAGUAGGUACUGGUUCACUAUGCAGUACAUAGUAUGUUGUUUCGAACACAGCCUGUUUUUGGUUCAGCUGUACUUUGAUACUUUUGUAUGCAUUAUUACUACUGCAGUAUUGUGCAUCUUUAGGCGUUGGGUCACACUUUAUUUUGAUGGUCCCCUAUAGUUUAUCUAUAAAAGCCCAUAUUGUCAGUAAACGACCUGUGGAUUAUCAACAGCUUUAGGGUUAGGACAAGGAUCAGGUUUAGGGUUAGGAUUAGGUUUAAAGUGCACAUUUGGGUUGAAGAGGUGAUUUAAGCAGAUUUUAAGUUAAAGACAAGGUGAGCAUCAUCUACAGAGGACCAUUAAAAUAGAGUGUUACCAUAGAUUGUUAGUUUCGAUCAACAAAAUAAUGAAUAUAAUGAGUAGUGACUCACUGGAAGUUACUUUACAGCAGAGGUCUUAAAAAAAAAUCUAAACCUUGAAUCCAAUCUCCGGUUCAGGUGGAUCUAGUCCCACUUUGUUAUGUACAUGGAGAAAUAUCGGAUAGUGGUGCGCUACAGUUGAUGUAAAAGUUUGGCCACCUAGUGUAAUACCAACCUGUGAAUACAGGACUGGAAACUGGAUUCAAAGAUUUGAAGAUAGCCUCUGUGUUUUUCUGCACUAACACACCUGAUUUUGCAGUGCAGUUGACUUUAAGGAGAGAACUUGAUAUUAGUGGGAGAUGUGACAGUAUUUUUCCAGUUUCAGUGGUAUAGUUCUGGAAAUACACAGGUAUUUGGGAUCUUUUUCAUAUUCACCAGCAAUUUAAAACCAGCGUUUCUGUCUUUGCUUAUCAUUUGUGUAUUCUCUUUUCUGGUGCUCCUUUAUGCAAGACAAUCUUAACAUUUCUUUAUGUAGGUGUAGAAUGUUGGUUUAAUAACUGAUUGUAGUUCAUAUGUUUAAAAUGUAAAGGCCUGUCCGGACAGAUAUACGGCCUUCUGAUGCUGAAAUAUCAGUAUCAGCAAAUAUUAAGAUUAAACAGUUGGUCAUUUGUAAUAUUCAGGAACAGUUUUUAGCACAGAGAGUAUUGUUAAUGUAUCAGUUCUGUUUUAUAUUUUUAAGCAAUGUACCGAAAAAGAGCAGCAUCCAAAGUGCCUUUCUGUAUGUCCAAAGAGUUUUUCUCUCAUGCUGCCUGUUUUGUUUGAAUAUUUUUGUUCCUCUCGAGUAUUAUGCAGCAUUGUCAAACUCCUGCAGUAGGAUCAACAUAUAUGUUCAGAACACCUGAAUCUUUGGCAUUUACUUGAAUGUAGUGAAGAUGAAUUUGCAUCAUGCUGUGUCCUCCUUUGUAGUUCAAGUGAAACCACUUCCUUGUACCUAACUUGUAAUGUUUCUAAAAUGCUGUUUUUGUUAUGUAGUUUGUUCUGCUGUGUUUUGUUUUUGUGCAUUUUCUUUGUGAGCAUAUCCUGAUGGGUGGCUGGAGUAUUUAGAAUGUAUGCCACAACAUUAUGGACAUUUGAAUGAAUUAAUAUCUCUUCAGCUGUGAUUUUAUUUCUUAUAAUAAAUUUAAAGUUACCCUUAAUAUAGGUUAUGUUUUUGUAUAUAAAACACAAGAAUGGUGUGGGGUAGUGAGGAUUUUUUUUUAAUUAGGUCAACAUACUGAUCCAUAGAAAUCAGAUCUUUUUACCUUGAACUUAUAAAAAUGAGAAAGAAACUUGACAUUAAUACACUAUUAUAUCCAUUCAAA